UCUGGUUUCUCGUCUGGUUACUUAGUAUACAUGCGCAAUCGCGGAGACCUCACGGAACCCUAGAAUCUAGGAAAAAAUGUCCUCUUGGCAGGUUGUCGAUGGUUUUCGGUGGAAGGUCGGUGGCCGCAUCAUCCCGUCUGACUCCGAUUCUACCCCUACUGCUCUUCUUCCUUCCAUGGCUGAUCUAUUGCUCCAAGGAUGCUCGAAGCUUCUAGAACCUGAAGAAACUCCCAUGUUCAGGACCGGGUCGGGGAAGUCUGUUUCCCUAAAAGAGUCUUCCAUUUCUAGAGCCAUGCCAAUUCUUGCCCAUGAUACGGUUGCUACUUCAGGGUGUUCCAAGCUCCACGAGAAGGAAGGAGAUGGAGCUGGAACUCUGCCUUUAUUCAGAACUGCCUCUGGGAAAUCAGUCCCUCUGAAAGGAUCUUCCAUCACCAAAGCUUUGUCUGUUCUUGGAGAUGAUACUAUGGCUCUCUCUGGUACGGUUCUUGCUGGAGAGAGCGGAUUAGGUUUUGCAAACUCGUUUUUUCAGACGGGUUCUGGGAAGAAGGUAGAGGUAUCUUCUGCAGGUUUGGCAAGAGCCAAGGUAUUGCUAGGACUAGAAGAAGACGAUCUGAAUGGCUUUUGCCAUGUGAAGGAGUUGUCUUCUUCACGCCAGCAACAUGGGUUGGUUGGGUUGGAAAAUAAAAAACAGUCUGAUGCUGCAUCAGUUCUGAGUGAUUCAGGAACUCCUAAGCUAUAUGGAGGUGAUUUGUCAAGGAGGCAACCGGAAGUUUCAAAUACAAGUUCAAUGGUGCCUCAGUUAAAAUUUCAGACUGCUGGAGGUAAAUCAUUGUCAGUUUCAAGUGAGGCACUGAAACGUGCAAGGAACCUUCUAGGGGAUACUGAUUUGGGAAAUUUCUUAGAAGAUGUAGCAGUAGAUGGCAAUUUCUUUAUACCCCAAAAAGAGCAGAGAUCAGAUAAUAUUACAAUAAACAAUGGAUGUGGCAGCUUCGGGCUCUUUAAUCAUCAAGGAAAGACAAGCAGCAAGCAUACAUCUAUACCUCCUUUGCAGUCAUCUUCCAAGCAAUUAAGAUCUUUAGUUAAUACAGGAAACCGAGCUGCAGGGACAAAUUUAAUCAAGAAGUUUGAUGCUGUUGUCAAUGAGAAAGAUUGUGCGCUGAAUGUUGCUAGGCCUGCCAUGCAGGAGCUGUUACCCAACAAACAUUCAAUGUCAGAUUUUUCAGUGAAUAAUUCCAAGGAAAACAUUUUCAGCUCAAGAAUUAAACAUUUUGGAAGACCACUUGCCGAUAUAACAAAUUCCCGUAGCACAGCUUUUGCAGACGAUAAACAAGCCAGCAGCGAAAAGAAAAGAUUGGGUCGUACAGCUUCUGUUUCUCCUUUUAAAAGGCCACGGACUUCCAUCUUUCAUACUCCUUUGCGGAAGAACGUUCGGCAUGCUCCAAGUGGUUUAUCUGUCGGAUCUUCGGAUAAUCCAUGUUCCAAAAGAGUUAUAUCUACUCGAUACCCACACAGGAUUCAGAGAGUAUCUAUGAAGGAAUAUUUUGGAAUGCAUCCCUCGAUUGAGACCAAGUUAGAUCAUUUGCCCAAUCACGUCAGAAGAAUCACAUCAAGUAAUGCAGAUAACUAUGUUUUCUGUGACAAUUGUGGCCAAAACAUGAUUGGGGCUGAAGCUUUUCUCCAAAUGUUGGCUGAAUCUGGUGCCUCCUUGCAACAUGCUUCUAGAGAGUGGGUCAGCAAUCACUACAGGUGGGUAGUUUGGAAACUUGCAUGUUAUGAGAAAUACUACCCAGCCAAAUGCGCUGGAAAUUUUUUGACAAUCCCCAAUGUCCUUGAGGAGCUAAAAUACAGAUACGAGAAGGAAAUAAAUCAUGGUAAAUGCUCUGCAAUCAAGAGAAUUCUGGCUGGGGAUGCACCAGCUUCCUCGAUGAUGGUACUCUGCGUAUCGGCUAUUCAUCCGAAGAGCAAUAAUGACUCUUGGGGAACAAAUAGUUCUGAUAAUAGCAACAAUGUGAAAGUAGAACUAACUGAUGGAUGGUAUGCAAUGGAUGCUGCUCUUGAUGUCAUACUAACGAAGCAUCUGAAUGCUGGAAAGUUAUUUGUAGGCCAGAAGCUCCGGAUCUGGGGAGCAGGACUCUGUGGCUGGGUUGGUCCAACAUCACCUCUAGAGGCAGUUAAUAAAAAUACGAUUUGUUUGCUCUUGAACACUAAUGGAACAUACAGAGCUCACUGGGGAGACCGACUUGGAUUCUGUAAAGGAGUUGGUAGCCCUCUGUCCUUUAGCUGUAUAAAGAGCAAUGGAGGUCUAGUUCCUAGAACAUUAGUGGGAAUAACACGAAUAUACCCCAUCCUAUACAAGGAAAGGUUAAGUACGGGGAAGUCCAUAGUUCGGUCAGAGAGAACUGAGAGUAAAAUGGCUGAGCUGCACAACCAGAGGCGUACAGCUCUUGUUGAAGGCCUUAUAUCUGAGUUCCAGAGGGGAAUCUGUGGUUUGCACGGCCAGAAUGAAAGUGACAUUGAAGGAGCCAAGGUCUUCAGGCUUCUGGAGAGUGCAGCUGAACCUGAACUCCUUAUGGCAGAAAUGAGUCCGGAACAAUUAACUUCUUUCACUACAUAUAAAGCAAAGCUGGAGGCAGCUACGCAAAAGGAGCUGGACAAAUCAAUAGCAAAAGCUCUGGUGGAUAGUGGCUUAGGUGAAAGGGAUGUCACUCCAUUCAUGAGAAUCAGGGUGGUAGGGCUAACUAGCAGGAAUUUUUCGGGAAGGCACAAGCCGAAAGAAGGCAUAAUAACCAUCUGGAAUCCCACAGAGAAACAGAAAACUGAGCUGACAGAGGGGCAAAUAUAUAGUAUCAAUGGGCUAACACCAGUGAACUCAGAUUCAGAAACACUUUACUUACAUGCCAGAGGGCCCAGCACAAGAUGGCAGCCUCAGUCGCCAGAAGCUUCUCGAGCCUUUCAGCCAUUUUUCAAUCCCCGUGCGUCGGCCUGUUUGUCAUAUCUGGAUGAAGUUCCUCUUUCCAGUGAAUUUGAUAUCGCUGCCUACGUGGUAUAUGUCGGGAAAGCUUACAUAGAUACAGCUCAGCAAAUAAAGCAGUGGGUGUUUGUGGCAGAUGGGUUGAAUAGUCUUCUUGCUAUAUGCUUCAGCUCGCCAGAUAUGGGCGACAUUUCGCUUCAGCAGAUGAGCUACAAUCUUGUCGGAUCCACAGUGGGGUUCUGCAAUCUCAUAAGACGGCCAAAGGACAAUAUGAACAAUCUGUGGGUAGCCGAAGCCACAGAGAACUCAACCUACUUGCCGAAUCCUUCUUCUCCCCACCUUAGAAGUGCCCUUCACAAUGUCCAAAGAUGGGCUAACUUCUCUGCCUCGGUGAUUGAAAAGCUUCGGCAGAGGGUUUUAUUUAUAAUCAGUGGGUGAUUGUUAGCAUAUUGAGCUUGAGGAAGUGACCCACUGGUGCCUGGUGGUGUUAAAAUCUUCUCUUAGCUGGCCAGGUUAUAUAUAUAUAUAUAUAACGAUCAUCUAUAUCGUAAAAGCUAUAUAGAUUUUGGAUAAAUAUGGUGGUACAGUUGGAGUUGAAAUUCGGUUGAUGGGAUUGGAGGUAUAUGAGAAAGCUAAGCUUUUAAUUGCAUAUUACUUUGGUUUCCAUUA
Messenger RNA from Tarenaya hassleriana, 3640 nucleotides. Its product is annotated as protein BREAST CANCER SUSCEPTIBILITY 2 homolog B-like. The record is from RefSeq and is a predicted model, not a curated record. The transcript is spliced from 20 exons. Gene Ontology annotation, biological process: double-strand break repair via homologous recombination; regulation of DNA-templated transcription. NCBI's taxonomy places the organism in Eukaryota, Viridiplantae, Streptophyta, Magnoliopsida, Brassicales, Cleomaceae. The coding region runs from base 77 to 3409 and encodes 1110 amino acids.